Lepidothrix coronata (blue-crowned manakin) is the source of this 1803-nucleotide messenger RNA. RefSeq names its product family with sequence similarity 185 member A (gene FAM185A). The record is from RefSeq and is a predicted model, not a curated record. Bases 1 to 1110 code for a protein of 369 amino acids. NCBI's taxonomy places the organism in Eukaryota, Metazoa, Chordata, Aves, Passeriformes, Pipridae. The transcript is spliced from 8 exons.
AUGAGGGCGCUUGCCCCGCGCUGGGCGGCUCUGGCCGUGCGGGCGGCGGGCGGGCGGUGGGCGCCGCCCGUCCCCCCGCGCCGCGGGCGUAGCGGCCCCGGCCCGCCCGCGCCGCGGGAGUGGGCGCUGCCCGUGAGCCCGCGGGGGCGGCUGCGGGUGCGGCUGCCGUGCCAGGUGAGCGUCCGCCCGCUGGACCCGCAGCGCUGGCCGGGCGCGGACCGUGUGCUGGUGGCCGUGAGCGGCGGGAGCCCCGCGCCCCGCGGGCGGGAGCGGGAGCCCGUGCGGGUGGAGCACGACGAGGCACUGGGGCAGGUGGCGAUCGUGGCGGACGGCGUGGACAGCAAGGCCGCCGUGGAGGUGCGGACGCCGGUGAAGUUCGAUUUGGAUAUCAAAACAUCAGGGACUGGCUGUGUGAAGAUUCAGAAAAUAGAAUGUGAUAACUGCAAAAUAGAAACGGAGAAGGGGACUAGUGUCUUGCAGUCAAUAAAGAGCCAUAAAAUUGAUAUACGGACAAAUGGUGGCAAAGUCAUUGGUCUUGGAACGCUUUAUGGAAAUACAGAUAUUUGUGCAACAGAGAAGGGGAGUGUGAAUAUAGAGAAGCUGCAAGGGACAACCAUCAACAUAUCUACUGAAGAUGGGCUGCUGAAAACUAAGUAUCUCUAUGCAGAAUCGGCAUCUCUCUCUUCAGUAGCUGGUGAUAUUAUGCUGGGAAGUAUUCAUGGUAACACCACCCUUCAGACCAAAACAGGGAGUAUCACAGUAGAUUCUUCAGAUGGAAGUCUAAAAGCUUCUACAUACCACGGGACAAUAGAUGUUUAUGUCAGUCAAUUAAGAAAAGUGGAUCUGAAAUCCCAGAAAGGUUCAAUUACAGUCAAGGUACCUGCCUCUCUCAAAGCCUAUUUAGAGUUGUCUGGAAGAAAAGUGGAUGUGAACUCAGAGAUCCAGUUAAAAGAAACACAGAGAACCUCCAAAGAUGAUCACGUAACUAUAAGUGGUCACAUGAAUCAAAAGGAUGAAACAGACAAAUGGAUUAAGGCUGACACACAAAAUGGCAAAGUAUAUCUUAAAAGCCAAAGUUGGAUCCAGUCUGUCAAGCUGAAGAGUUCUUAAUGGUGAAAUAGGCCAAAGAGAUUAAAUCAAGAAAUUGUAAAGGAACAUUUGUGUAAAAUUAUGGAACUUUGUUGAUGUAUAUUCUUAAUAUAAAAGAGAAAGGAUAUUAAAAAUUGAGGGUGUUUUAAUCCAAGAUUUGCCUGUGACAGUGCUGGUGCUAAACAGGUCUGAUGUACUUUUAGUGCCUUUUAGGAAUAAGAUGGUCUUACAUAUUCAGAAUUUAUAUACCUUGACCCACUUACCAUAUCAGUUUAAAAGCUGGUAGGUUUCAAACAAAAGUUUGGAAUUGUCAUUUAAAAAUAAAAAGCAUAUCCGACACUUCUUAUCUCCAGAUACGAGAAUUUACUUCCAAGUUGACGUGCUUUGCAAGCUCUGUUACACUUUUAAAUUAAAUGUCUCAAUACUGUUGAAAUUCUAUUGGUUUAUGCAAAAUGCAGAGAAUUUUCUUUAAUCAAAUUGUCUCUUGUGAAUAGGAUAAAAUCACUUUCAGAACUGUAGUUCUUCUGUGGUCUUCUCAUUUGGUGUUUGAACUGUAAGUAGUUUCUGCCUUGUCAGUGGAUACUCUGUAAAACUAUUGCUGUGAAAUGGCAAAACUUGCUCCAUGUCUUCUUGAACUGCUUGUUUCUGGAUAGGAAUAAGAGCUCUAGCUAUGUCUGCUGCUGAUCAUCUGCAAAGAAAAGCUUUUAAAGUAAA